Aplysia californica (California sea hare) is the source of this 1172-nucleotide messenger RNA. RefSeq lists its product as uncharacterized. The record is from RefSeq and is a predicted model, not a curated record. Lineage: Eukaryota; Metazoa; Mollusca; Gastropoda; Aplysiida; Aplysiidae.
UGUUUAAUUGUUUUGCCACAAAGUGGAUAUACCCCUCCGAUCAUGCACAGCCGACUAAUCGAUCAACUGUGGACCCGCACCUCCUCACCUCAGCCCUACAUCACAGAAGGGUCGCUGUCGCUAACGUUAAUUGUUGCAGCGAUCAGGGAGAGAGUCUAUAAAAGCGCGGGGUGUCGCCGAGGUCAGAUGUUGCCAUUGAAGGCACCGGGGUGAUUAGUUCCUUCAUUGGAUCAUUGUGUGUGCGGCUUGUUCUUGUCGUUCCUCUCGGAGGGGGAGACCUGUGUGUGCGCGCGUGUGUAUCUGUUUGUGUGUGUGCGAUUCGUGGAUAUUCUUCUUAUUUGGCGACAAACACCCGUCCGUUCUCGGUUUGGACUAGGAAGAGACUUUUCGCUUAAUACGAAGUUGGCUUUAAAAACGGGGCCCAUGGCGUGUAAAGUUAAAGACUCGAAAGGGCCAGACAUAAACAGACCAAAUAAUCCACCUAUUACUUAUGGCCCGGGUGAGGAAACGACUUUAGAAACUAGGAAGGGAAGCCCAACUUCGGAUUUCCAUGAAGGCAGCGCCGGAAGUGAACGCGGUUCCAAACGACACAGCACCACCAAUGGCGAACUUUCCAACAAUCAAGACAACGUGGAUUCCCACAGUGAGCUCAGUGAGGAGAAUCAAAUGUUUCUCAACGAUGAUGACGAGGAAGAGGACGGUUUUCAUGGAGGUGGACCGAACGGUCAGAAUUAUUUGUUUUCCACAUAUGGUUUUAAUCCUGGACGGAGCCCCAUUCCUUUGGAAACUCGAAUACGUCGGGCGAAAAUUGUGCAAGAAAUUCUGGCCCAGUUUGAUCUGGAGUCGGUUAUGAACAGAUAUCGAGGCAAUGUUAUCAAUGGCUCCUACAGCCGAAGAGGAAGCAGGCUGAGCAAGAGCGACGUCUAGCGGAGGCGGAGUUAAAGAGAGUGUUACAUCUGAAGCUACAGGGGGUCAUGCCGGCUCAUGACAAGACUAGGGAUGGACAGAAGGAGCAGAAGCAGAGCAAGGCUGAAAAACGUUUCGAGCGUCAAACAGCGAAAAGCCACCAGUCGUUAUACAGGAAACCAAACGACCAACGAUCUCACUCCGGUCGGAGCAAAGCCGAGCGACUGGUGGCUAACCCAGAGCUAGAUGACUUGUACGAAGAGGAG